Venustampulla echinocandica is the source of this 1068-nucleotide messenger RNA. RefSeq names its product putative Short-chain dehydrogenase. Gene Ontology annotation, molecular function: triacylglycerol lipase activity; acylglycerone-phosphate reductase (NADP+) activity. The transcript has 4 exons. The record is from RefSeq and is a predicted model, not a curated record. NCBI's taxonomy places the organism in Eukaryota, Fungi, Ascomycota, Leotiomycetes, Helotiales, Pleuroascaceae. Gene Ontology annotation, cellular component: endoplasmic reticulum; lipid droplet. The coding region runs from base 1 to 1068 and encodes 355 amino acids. Gene Ontology annotation, biological process: phosphatidic acid biosynthetic process; triglyceride catabolic process.
AUGAAGAUGAAUCCUGUAUCAGGUCCAAAUCAAUAUAAUACCAAGUGGAUUCGGAACAUUUUACAGAUUCAAUUAAAGUCUCUUAGAACAAAACAUUUCUACUCCCCAUCUCAUAUUAAUUCUGAUUUCAUAAUAUCCAAAUCUCCCGUCAAAACCCCUCUUCCAUUUUUCAUCAAACCUUAUCAGGCUCCAAAACGUUUGAAGUCCCACGCUCUUCGAAAAAUUUUCACGUCAAAGACAAUCAAGACCAUGUCGAGGAAGUCUGUUUUCAUCACUGGCUGUAGCGAAGGGGGAAUUGGGGAAGCUCUAGCCAAGGAAUUUCAUAGGAAUGGCCACCGAGUCUUCGCUACGGCUCGCAAUCUUGCCAAAGUUGGGCCUCUGAGGUCCCUUGGGUUAGAAAUCGUGAAACUCGAUGUCGUGGAUAGCGAGUCUAUCAAACAGGCAGUGGAAAGUGUCCAAAAGGCUACUGGCGGAUCCUUAGAUUUCUUAAUUAAUAACUCCGGACGAGUAUACGGUCUCCCACUUCUCGAUUCAGAUCUUUCCGAAGCAAAGAAGCUAUUCGACGUUAACGGAACCAUCGUUAACAUCGGGUCUGUUGCUGGAAAGUUUCCUAUGAUGUGGCAGGGAUACUACAAUGCCACCAAAGCCGCCGCCAAUAUGCUUACUGACCAGCUUAGAAUGGAGCUUUCUCCAUUCGGCGUCAACGUCAUUCAAGUUAUAACAGCGGGCGUCAAGACGAGGAUUUUCGAUAAUAUGCCAUCGGCUAAAUUACCAGAAAGCUCGUUAUAUGCACUAGCGCAGGACAUCAUGGAUUCCACGACGGUGGUAGCGGUAGUGGAAAGGGAUGGCAUGGACGUUGAUGAAUAUGCUCGGGCGGUAGUGGCUAAUCUACUGACAAGUAAUCCGAAGAAGAACCAUUGGGUGGGGGGUUCCGUGUGGAAGGUUUGGAUUAUUUCCCAUAGCUGGGAAACUAUCUGGGACACGUACCUUCCAAUGCUAUUUAGACUUCCUGAAAUCACGAAGUUGCUCCAGGCAACAAAAAAAGCCCCGAAACGAGUAGCUAGGUGA